AGAUAGACUUUCUUCUUCUUCUUACAUUAUAGCUGCUGUUAAUUACUUGUUUAGCUUAAUUUGAAACCGAAAGAAAGAAUGUCAUCUAGUGAUAUUAUUGAAAUGAAAGAAGAAGAAGAAGAAGAAGGGGCAUCAGCAUCAGCAUCAGCAUCAUCAGCACCAGCACUUUAUGGGGACGUACUAGAAUCCAUCCUUUCGAAUGUCCCCUUGGUCCAUCUGGCAUCGGCGUCCCUGGUAUCAACGGAAUGGAAGGAGGCGGUGUGGUGGUCUCUCCGGCACCUGAAUCCGGCGAAGCCAUGGCUGUUUAUGCACGGGCAAGGAACCCGAACCCCUUACUCCACCUCCACCCGUGCCUACGACUCCCGCUCCCCCCAAGCCUGGAUGCAAAUCCAGCGCCCUUCAAUCAAGCACGUCUCCACCCUCCGAUCAGCCCACUCCGGCCUCCUCUACAUGCUCUCUCCCUCCAGGCUUUCCUUCUCUUCCGACCCCUUCCACCUCACCUGGCACCACGCCGACUCUCCCUUCGUCUGGAGGACCGACCCCAUCGUCGCCCUCCUCGGCACCAAGCUAAUCGUCGCCGGCGGCGGAUGCGACUUCGAGGACGACCCUCUCGCCGUCGAGAUUUACGACCUUACCACUCAGACAUGGGGCUCCUGCGAAUUCAUGCCUGCCGUCUUGAAAGACUCCUCUGCCUCCACCUGCCUCUCCGUGGCCACCGACGGACGCCUCAUGUUCGUCGUCCAGAGACAAUUCGGCAUCAUGCACACCUUCGAUCCCGAAUCAAAUAUCUGGACAGGCCCAUUUGAUCUAUUCCUCCGACCACCACCACCACCACCACCAACCGAUCAUCAUCAAACAGUACCAGUACUACUCUUCUGCUCACUAAUUUAUUCUUCUUCGUCGUCUUCUUCAAAUGGGCGUUUGAUCCUAAUCGGCCUCAUCGAUGGUGGUGGUGGUGAAGGUGAAAAGGACGCCGGCGGCGGCAAAGCUUUAAAACUUUGGUCAGUCGAUCCAGAGAGUCUAGAGAAGGAGGAAAUUGGAGAGAUGCCCAAGGAAAUGUUGGAGGAGAUGUUGUCAAGAAAGAAAGAGGGUUUGUUGGAGAUGUCUUCAAUUGGGGCAUCUUGUGCGGGGAAUUGGGUGUACAUAUAUUAUAAUACUUCUUCUUCUUCUUCAACAACAGAAAUAUACGUUUGUGAGAUGUUGGUAAAAAAGGAGGGAGGAGGAUGCCGGUGGAGAAGAGAAGAGAUUCCAUCAUCAUUAUCAUCAUUAUCUUCAUCAUCAUCGGAGAAGGAUGAGAGAAGAACAUCAUCAUCCUCAAUGGAAAGAGUUGUUUUUACGUGCUCACAAGUUACCUUUGACGACAUCAACAACGCUCUCCGCUCCACCCCCAAUUGGAAAUGCUCGCCAAUUCCACUUGCUUAUUCUUAAUUAAUUAAUUAAUUAAUUAUCAUCAUCAAUUAUAUUCAAAUC
Impatiens glandulifera is the source of this 1470-nucleotide messenger RNA. RefSeq names its product F-box/kelch-repeat protein At1g23390-like. Gene Ontology annotation, biological process: proteasome-mediated ubiquitin-dependent protein catabolic process. NCBI's taxonomy places the organism in Eukaryota, Viridiplantae, Streptophyta, Magnoliopsida, Ericales, Balsaminaceae. The transcript has a single exon. Gene Ontology annotation, cellular component: cytosol; nucleus. Gene Ontology annotation, molecular function: protein binding. The record is from RefSeq and is a predicted model, not a curated record. Bases 79 to 1428 code for a protein of 449 amino acids.